Molecule: messenger RNA, 1812 nt
Organism: Cladophialophora psammophila CBS 110553
Lineage: Eukaryota; Fungi; Ascomycota; Eurotiomycetes; Chaetothyriales; Herpotrichiellaceae
Exons: 1
Coding region: 1-1812 (603 amino acids)
Source: RefSeq, a predicted model, not a curated record
AUGCCUACCUCAACAAUCACAGCGUCUAACACGAGUUCCCGGAGGACUUCGGGCCAGACUCAGAAGCCUUUCGAAAAUGCCCACGUUUCACCACUACCACCAGCAGCAACCGAGACGACACCUCCGGUAGAUGAGCCGGCACCAAAAAGGCCCAAGCGGGCACUCAAGCUCACCGCUUCUCAACGUGAGAGGAAAAGAGCUAUCGAUCGCGAGGCGCAACGAAGCAUCCGUCUGAAAACCAAGAAUUAUAUUGCCCAUCUCGAGAACUUGGUCAGGAUCAUGGAAAAUGGAGGCUCCUCCGUAGAUCUCGGCGAGGGCGGUCAGGAUCUCCAAGGACAGGUCGCCACCGAGGAAGGGCAAGAAAGAGUUAGAGCGCUCUUGUCUCAGCUGAGGCAGAGCGAGGACGAGGUUAGAAGAUUGAGAGAGAUGGUGACGGGGGUACAGAGGCUUGUGGCUGGCGCUCUGAAUCCUGUUGAGGAUUCCGCAACGAGGCGACUUACGGGUCCCGACGGUUACAACAUUCAGCAACCUGCACAGAUGGCGACCCCUUUUCAAAGCGCGAUCCACGAUCACCUCGAGAACACCGCCUCCGUUUACUCUCACAGUUCGGAUUCAUCGUCCCCUGUGAUCGAGCUUGCUUACCAGCCGUUGGACCAACCGAGGUCUGCCGAGGCAUCUGCGCUGGGCGGUCUGGGAGCCAGCCCUUCGCACCACCAAGAUCGAUUCGACAGCCUUGGCAGGUUGAUUCCUCCUGUUGCAAUCCUGGAACCACCAACUUCGGAGCCGCUCGACAUCCCCAAGAAGAGGAUCGAAGGUGAAUUGUUCUUCCUUUCAGAACGCGAGGUCAAUCGGGUCCUGGCCGGGGGUCACCAGUCCUUCGCCAACCAACCGCUUGACGAAGACAUUAUCGUCCGCGCGGUAUUGCAUGGGUGGCGCGAUGUCCAGGACCAGUAUCUUCUUGACAGAGGCUGGCAAGCCCUCAGGAGCAUCGAUCAAUCCAUCUUCCGCGAAUGCGGCGUUGUGGAGAGAAUGGCAAUCCUCCACAUGAUGCGGCUGAAGCUGCUCCAUCAGAGCAACAUGAACCCGCAGUUCCUAGCCCCGUUACCACCAUUCUUCCAGAGAGGCCCGGCGGAAGAUCCCGAGGUGUUGGAGAGGACGCCCGUCAUCGAGCACUUUAUUUGGCCGGGCAUGCGGGCCUGCCUGUGCAAGAAUGCUCCGAGGUAUAUCAACAACAAGUUCUCGGAUUCGUUCCGGCAAUCACUCAAAUUCUUAUGGCCCUACAAUGUCUCGGAUGUUUACGCGAGGGAUCCCCUCACCCAGCUAUACUCGAUCAUGCCGGAAUUCAAACGACGGGAGGGAGACCUCCGCUCGUGGACGAUGAGAAAGGAUUUCUUUGCCAAUGCCAGCGAACUGAUCGGUGCGAUACCGGUCUAUGAAGCGUCUUUGGACCGACCCCUGAUUCCCGUCGGGUCAAUACCCAUGCAAUCAGGGAUGAGCGCGGGACAACCGCCUCGGCGGAUGCUUCAGCAAGCGCCUGCUGGGACCAUGCCAAAGCAGGAAGGCGACGAGUCACAUAUGGAGACGAUGCCCGCACCUGCCCACGCGCCUACUCCUCAUCAUAUCGGCGGGCAUCCCCCGGUAACGACAACAAAUGUACCAGUGACACACGUGCCGCAUGCUGCUGAGGUUGAGGCCUGGCUAGGAGAUCCUGAUCUGGUACCGCAGUACUGGACCAUGGGCCCUGGCAUGGAUGUGGGAUUUGAUGUGGUGGCUCCUCAGUGGUCGAGCGUCCCACGAGGGUUUGGAGGAUGA